Molecule: messenger RNA, 503 nt
Organism: Paramuricea clavata
Lineage: Eukaryota; Metazoa; Cnidaria; Anthozoa; Malacalcyonacea; Plexauridae
Source: the annotation of a GenBank genome assembly
AUGCAUUAUCAAGGCCAUUGCUCGAAAUUGAGUUACCCGAAAAAGAAGCAAGGCAAACGAGAAAGAUCCUUUCAACGCUUUUGGUAUGACUCGUUUUCUUGGCUGGAGUAUUUUGAAAAUGCCGAUGCAUGUUUUUGUUAUGCACGUUUUGUUGCCACAAAGUUGCAGAAGUAUCCUCUGAGCAACUCAGAAGGGAGUGUAACGUUUUUCGUAGUGUGAUGAAGGAGUUUGGCGACAAACAAGAUAAGUUACAUGAGAAAGCACUCGAGGAGAAUUUGAAACAAGAAGCAAUGGGAAAAAAGGUGGAAAAGUCUGAGAAGGAAGACAAGAUGACACAGAUGACGCGAUUUGUUUUAACAUUGGCUGGGACUGAAAUCAUAAAACAGAUUUAUCUUGUUGCAGUCACCGCUGGGUAUUUCAGCUCAGUCAUCGAAUGUGGGUUUUCUGCCCGUAAAAGAGUUGACACGUGCCAUAGAAGGAGGAUGACACCCUAUCACCAGUAA